UUCACAGAUGCGCCAUCAUAAAACGUACUGCUCUGCAAUACGUGACAAUGGUCGUUAUGAUGUACGACGAUAGUGGCUAUUUCAAUCACAGCCAAUGCCACCAAGAUGUAUACGCGACAGCCAGAGAGGCACUUCCGGUGAUGACAGACGUGGGCAAGGCUUACAAUCCAGGCGUGAGGCUGACGCCUAACUGCGCCCGGAUUGCAGGCUUCUACCAAUCGAAAGCGACGCGCUACGACUAAUCCCCGCAUCCGCAGCAAGGCUAAGUAUACACGUCGUCCAGCUAUGUUGCGCACAAGUGCGGGGCUCUACUUACACAGUAUAAGAUGUCUGAUAGCUCUUCCGGGAUCAAUACGAUCUAAGCAUCGGCGGCCACCUCUACCGCCAUGACGUCUUACAGCAGUCUGCCCUAUACUAUUCCUCACAAUAGUCCCGAGCAUGAUGCUCCUCGAUGGCAUCCUGGAACGAGACAGCCCUAUGAACCACACAAUGAAAACAGCUACGGUCCAUUGCCCCAUCAACCUCUGGUAUCCGUCCCUGGAUAUUCAUCGCCAACACGAUCUUCCACAGCAUACGAGCCAAGCCAUCUCGAAUCAGAGUCCACGAAGCGCAACUCAUCCGAACAACUUUCCUCAACCCGCGCUCCUAUCAGUUCUUGGAUUCUUGAAAUCUUUGCCAUAACCAUCAGUACUGGCGCUAUUGUCUCUAUUGUUGCUCUCCUACAUCGCGAGAACGGGAGGUCACUCUCCUCAUGGAAAUUAGCUGUCACGCUCAAUACAGUAGUUGCUGCCCUUGGUACGCUAGCGCGGACCACCCUUGCCUUCGCGCUUAGCGCGUGUAUUGGACAGCAAAAGUGGAAUUGGUUACGGCGGAAACCAGACAGCCUCGUAGCCUGGGAGAGGUUUGAUGAAGCCAGUCGAGGGCCGUGGGGGGGCACACGCCUAUUUGUGUGGCUGCGCGCCAGACACUGGGCGGCAUUAGGGGCGCUUGUCACCGUCGGCGCCAUAGCUUUCGAUCCCUUCCUCCAAGCAGUCAUCAGUACCCAUGGUCAGCUGGACGACAUUGCGUCGAAUGCCGACGCGACUAUUGGACAGUCGUUCAGAAUUAAUAGUGGCACCAUAAAGCAGACCCACGGAGCUGCAGUGCGAGACAUGAAAACCGGACUUGUGUAUGUAGCUGCUAGCAGCCGAGCUGAUUUUGGCUUCAUAAGCUCUGUCUGGAGCGGAUUCCAGAACACCUCGAACUUCCGCAACGAUGCAAUUGGUGCCGAGUGCAGCACUGGUAAUUGCACAUGGCCAGUUUUCACGUCAGCUGCUGUCUGCAGUAUUUGCAACGAUAUCUCGAGCCGUCUGGAUCGCAAAGCGUUCUACGGCCCAAACGGGACAAACAUCCCAUCGAAUUAUAACGGAUACAAUGGCAGCUACAUCAAAUUUGAGACACCAUACGCAAAUAUCAGAAAUUACGUAGGCCUGCUUGAGGACGGCCAGACGCCUGGGGUGAAUUACACCGCCAAGCGCACCUACAUGACGGCAAACACUACAGUAGAUGCGAAAGGGACCGUAGCAUUCCAGGACAUGGAGACGCUUUUAAUGGCAUUCACGGUCAUGAGAGCCCCGCACAAUUGGCUUGAUUCCAGUAUCAAAUGGGAAGAUGCGAGCCCAACAGCCACGGAAUGCGCGUUAUACCUUUGUGCGAACGCCUAUGAGUCGACAAGCGAGAACGGCGUAGUCAAGGAGCGUGUACUGAAUUCAUGGGCAAACAGAGCCCCAGAUUCGUACACCCCCGACGCCAAUGCCUGGAACUUUGACCCAGGUGCUGAGGCCUGGGCCGAGGGCUCGGGCAGCAGCCUGUAUGAUGCGCGCAUCGACCGAACAGAUCUCCAGUUACUCAUCCCUCCGGAACAGUCUCAAGGUCUCCCAUCGCACGUCCGACGCGAGUUCAACGUAUCCCACGCCUUCAUCUUCAGCGCUAUCGAUUUCCUCAUCGACUACACGCAAAAAGCAAAUCUACAGGAAGGCUUCAAACUCAAAGACAGCGAUCUGGAUCUCGACGGCUUCAAGUUCGAUCAUACAUGGGGCAUGAUGGGCAUGCCGUGGGACGACACCUCGCAGCCCGCCGUCCUGGACGCGCUGUGGAACUCGACCGACCUGACCGCCACAUUCGACAACGUCGCCCGCAGUCUGACAAACCAGAUCCGCAACUCGUCCCCGGACCGCCACCGCGGAGAGCUGCAGAAAUGGGUGCUGCACGUACACGUCGACUGGGCGUAUCUGGCGUAUCCUGUGUCCAUGCUUAUCGCGGGCAUCGUGUAUGUGCUUCUGACCAUCAUCGAGUCGAGUCGCCUGCGCAUACCGGUGUGGAAGGAAUCGGCGCUGCCGACGCUGCUGCAUGGCUUUGACGACGAGACGCAGAGGUUGUUGAGGUCGGAUAGUAAGGAUAAUCAGCGGAAGGUGCUGGUGCGGUUCGAGCAGGAUGAGAAGGACUGUCUGAGGCUCGUGGCUCAGCAGUAGAAUUACCAUAGUCGUAUUGAUCAACCGAUACGGGUCUUACUUUCCGC
Molecule: messenger RNA, 2557 nt
Organism: Boeremia exigua
Lineage: Eukaryota; Fungi; Ascomycota; Dothideomycetes; Pleosporales; Didymellaceae
Exons: 2
Coding region: 387-2510 (707 amino acids)
Source: RefSeq, a predicted model, not a curated record